Myotis myotis is the source of this 1531-nucleotide messenger RNA. It is a transcript of the gene TUSC3, whose product is annotated as tumor suppressor candidate 3. The record is from RefSeq and is a predicted model, not a curated record. The transcript is spliced from 10 exons. Lineage: Eukaryota; Metazoa; Chordata; Mammalia; Chiroptera; Vespertilionidae. Gene Ontology annotation, cellular component: oligosaccharyltransferase complex. The coding region runs from base 204 to 1247 and encodes 347 amino acids.
GCCCGGGCCCCUCUCCCCGUGAACCGGAUGCUCUGUCAGUUUCCUCCUCCGCGUCCUCGGCCGCUGCACGGGUCCCCGGCGAAGCCGCAGGCACCCCGGAGGGCACAGGCGGGAGGCCCCCGGCGGCUGGCGGGGCCGCUGUCGGGCGCCGGUCGGAGCUGGGCGCGCACGGUUACCGAGCGUGGAGGAGACCCCCCGCGGCGAUGGGUGCCAGGGGCGCUCCUUCACGCCGCAGGCCGGCGGGGCGGCGGCUGUGGCACCUGCCCACCGGGAGCUUCCCCUUCCUCCUCCUCCUGCUGCUCCUGUGCAUCCAGCUCGGGGGAGGACAGAAGAAAAAAGAGAAUCUGUUAGCCGAAAAAGUAGAACAGUUGAUGGAAUGGAGUUCCAGGCGCUCAAUCUUCCGAAUGAAUGGCGACAAAUUCCGAAAAUUUAUAAAGGCACCGCCUCGAAACUAUUCUAUGAUUGUUAUGUUCACGGCUCUUCAGCCUCAGCGGCAGUGUUCUGUGUGCAGGCAAGCUAAUGAAGAAUAUCAAAUCCUGGCUAAUUCCUGGCGCUAUUCAUCUGCUUUCUGUAACAAACUCUUCUUCAGUAUGGUGGACUAUGAUGAGGGGACGGAUGUUUUUCAACAGCUCAACAUGAACUCUGCUCCUACAUUCAUGCAUUUCCCUCCAAAGGGCAGACCCAAGAGAGCUGAUACUUUUGACCUUCAAAGAAUUGGAUUUGCAGCUGAACAGCUCGCAAAGUGGAUUGCUGACAGAACGGAUGUUCAUAUUCGAGUCUUCAGACCACCCAACUACUCUGGCACCAUCGCUUUGGCCCUGUUAGUGUCGCUUGUUGGUGGUUUGCUCUAUUUAAGAAGGAACAACUUGGAGUUCAUCUAUAACAAGACUGGUUGGGCCAUGGUAUCUCUGUGUAUAGUCUUUGCUAUGACUUCUGGUCAGAUGUGGAAUCAUAUCCGUGGACCUCCCUAUGCUCAUAAGAACCCACACAAUGGACAAGUGAGCUACAUUCAUGGAAGCAGCCAGGCCCAGUUCGUGGCUGAGUCCCACAUUAUUCUGGUACUGAAUGCUGCUAUCACCAUGGGGAUGGUUCUUCUAAAUGAAGCGGCAACAUCCAAAGGAGAUGUUGGAAAAAGACGAAUCAUUUGCCUGGUGGGAUUGGGCCUGGUGGUCUUCUUCUUCAGCUUCCUUCUUUCAAUAUUUCGUUCCAAGUACCACGGCUAUCCUUACAGCUUUUUAAUUAAAUGAAGCCAAAUGGGAUUUCCAUAAAGUGAAAGUUUACCAUGAAGAUGAAGUGAUCCUGACACUCUACUUUGAAUUCUUCAGUACAUUUCCAUGUUGAUUGUGAUAAUGUAGCUUAUUCUUGUGAAAUUUUAUAAAUGUGAGAUUUCCCAGUGAAUUUAAUUUAUAGAAAUGUGUGGUUAAAUUUAAUAUUAGCACUGGAAAGAACAAAGUAAACACUGACGUGUUUUUCAAGCAUAUCAUCAUAUUCAGUGUGUGCUCCAGGACUGAAAUAAAUGACAAUGUGUCAA